UGCGGGGUGCGGAGAUUCCCGGGCUACCUCAGCGUUGCUGACCCGCACGCGCUACGUCCUCUGGAUCUUCGUUAUGGCUCUGAGCGGCGGGUCUCCACGGAUUACAGGCUGAGCUUCCUUCGGCCAGUUUCCCGAGGCUUCAAGAGGGGACUGGGCAGAAAGGGGGACCAGGAACCCUGGCGGCUUCCGUUUCAGUCUUUUGAGAGCUAGGCCCUCCAUUCCAGUCCUCCCCACACGCUCGGCCUCCCUGCUUUCAGAAACCCGCUCCCAGGAUAAAACAGCCACUCGGCCCGGGGAGCCGCUCCCCAGACCACGGAAGAAUGGCAGUGACCCAGCACGGAUUGGGGAUCCACUCAGGCAGCGCAGAAAGAGGGAGAUUAUACAAACAGAUGUAAAGAGCCACUUAACAACAUAUGGGAACCUGUCUACAAGGCUGGGACAGGAUGUAAGGCGCGAAGAAUCCAGUUUCAACCAAGUGGUGUUAUCAAAAAAGAUGCCAUCUCAAUAUUGGUUUGUGUUUAUUUUCACCUGACCCUGUGAGUGAAGAUAUCCUUGAUCAUUAUCCCAUCUGAACAUGUUCCUGCUCAACCAGUGUUACAUCACCAGGUUAAAAGAUAUGGAGAUAUCCAUGAGGAUUUGGAGAAGAGUCCAGUAGUUAUUAAAAUUCUGGAUUAGAUCUACUAGGAAAGGUAGAUGGACUAUAAGGCACUUGCCCAACAAACUGCUCAAGAAAUUUUAGGUUACUAUCAAGAUACAUCAGGCUGGAAAGUGGUUAAGAAUUCAAAAAAAGUAACUGUUUCCAGCAAGGCUUCUAAAAAAUUCCAUGGAAAUCUAUAUCGUGUUGAAGGAAUGAUUCCAGAAUCGACAUCUAAACUAUCUGAUUUCCUCUUCAAACCUGAAAACAGAGUCACAUGGGACAAAUCAUUGAAAAUGUACAACAUAGUACUAAAGAUUGAUUCGGAUACAUUCAUAUGUCAUACCAUUACACAAAGCUUUGCCAUGGGCUCAAUUUCCCCCCGAGACUUUAUCAACUUAGUCUCUUUGAAGCACUAUGAAGGGAAUAUGGAUGUUGUCAGUGCUACUAGUGUGGAUUUUCCAGCAUAUCCUCCAUCCUCAAGUUACAUCCGAGGUUAUAACCAUGCUUGUGGCUAUAUAUGUUUACCUGUGCAAGAGAAUCCAGCAUAUUCCAAACUAGUGAUGUUUGUUCAGACAGAAAUGAGAGGAAAAUUGGCCCCAUCGAUAAUUGAAGCAACCAUGCCUUCCAAUUUAGUAAGCUUCAUGCUCAAUGUAAAAGAUGGAAUAAAGACACAAAAAAUUCCAUCAAGACAUGGAUAUCAUCAUAAUGGGCAUUCAUCAUUCCUAAAGAAGAAAUGAGGCCAUUUAAAAAUCAUGUAUGGCAAUUACAGCCUUUUGCUUCUAAGUCAAUAUGCAUAAAUACUGUGGCACUCUUCUAAACAGUAUUCUUGAACAAAUUACUGAAGGUACUUCGUGAAAAUAAGACCACAUAGUUGUACAAGAGAACAGCAUUAAAUAUUGUUUUUAAUCUCAUAUAAGAAUGUUAAAUAACAAGGGUUCUUAAUGUACUUUUAUCUUUUGCUUUUUCCCCUGUAAAAUUCUCUGCAAAAAAGCAUCAAUAAGAAAGCAUAUGCAAUCAGAAGUCAGCAUUAAUUAAAGAUUAAAAUAUAUUUUAAA
Molecule: messenger RNA, 1692 nt
Organism: Odocoileus virginianus texanus
Lineage: Eukaryota; Metazoa; Chordata; Mammalia; Artiodactyla; Cervidae
Gene: STARD6
Product: StAR related lipid transfer domain containing 6
Molecular function (GO): lipid binding
Source: RefSeq, a predicted model, not a curated record